CUAUCGCAGACAGACUGGCGCUUUGCAAAGCAACUCUUGCACAACUCGAGUACAUCCGCAGCAAGGUAUGCUGCAAAUUCUUGAAAAGUCCAGCACGCUGACCUAGCUUCAAUAGCCCUCGGUCUUCAACUUCUCGAACUCGCCCACGAUGACGACACAAGAAGAUCUCGCAGCACUCUUUCAACGCAACCUCUCUCUCCAAAAUCCCCCAUACGUUGCUCCCAAAGUGGAGGCUCCAGUUGAGCAGCCUGUCACAUAUUACAGCUCCCAACACUACCACCACUCCGCGCACAUCGCGGCCCCUCAACCAGCCAGACCUGCUUCCGAACCACCGCAAACUGACCAACUUACGGUUGAGAUUAUAUUGGGACGACAUGGGGUCGAUGUAAACAGUCUCUUUCCCUCCCAAAUCGAGCUAUUCAAGAUGGCAGAAGCUAGUCAGCAGAUGAGACUCAUCGAAUUAUGGCGCAUCUGUCCCCCAGACUAUAAGGGACAUGCUCUUGCACAAGACCUGGGCAACUGGCCUUGCACUUCCUUCCAACAAGAAGAAGUUAUGGCGAAGUUGCGAUACGAGCGACAGAUGCUGGAGGAACGUAUGGCUCGAACGGGCGGGGACCAGCAUAGCAUGGGCAGUGCGGAGGAUGCGAUGAGUGAUGCCAGCACCACAGCCCCUCUCACGCCUAUUCAAGGUGGUGACGGACGUUGGCAAACUCAAGUGCAUGGAGCUGAGCCAUACAUGCAAUCAGGAUACGAGGCACUCGCCGCUCGUGAGUAUGAACAGUCUACUUGGCCUUCAAAGGAUGUUUACUCUCACUUCGGCUCCGCAGUAGGAGGACCAAAGUACAAUCCCUCCACCGACCCCGUCUACAACACCAUCGAAGAUAUUCAGAAGUACCCAAAUGUGGGUAGUGAUUGGGAGACGCAACAACAACGACAAAUCGCCAUGUUGGAGAACCAAUACGGUGCAUUCGAUCAAGAAUUUCACCACAACACAGGAGGAGUCACGAUAGCUGGACAUAAUGGAGAAGAUGAGGAGAUGUUGUAGAUAAGAUACCACACAUAAGUAGAUAGGCAGGCAUACCCUUCGUUAGAGUUUAGUUUCUUUUUCCUACAGCAUUGAAGGAUG
Messenger RNA from Mollisia scopiformis, 1126 nucleotides. RefSeq lists its product as uncharacterized. Bases 149 to 1045 code for a protein of 298 amino acids. Lineage: Eukaryota; Fungi; Ascomycota; Leotiomycetes; Helotiales; Mollisiaceae. The record is from RefSeq and is a predicted model, not a curated record. The transcript has a single exon.